Messenger RNA from Aureobasidium namibiae CBS 147.97, 1200 nucleotides. RefSeq lists its product as uncharacterized. Bases 1 to 1200 code for a protein of 399 amino acids. Lineage: Eukaryota; Fungi; Ascomycota; Dothideomycetes; Dothideales; Saccotheciaceae. The record is from RefSeq and is a predicted model, not a curated record. The transcript has 4 exons.
AUGAAUGGGCUUCAAACAGCUCGAGGCGCUCAAGUUCAAGCGUUUCACGAGGCUGGAUUCGAGACUGGGAGGAGACUAUCUGAGGAUCUGGAUAGAGGCAGCUUGGACCCAUGGCCUGGUGUCCCAAUGGUUGGCAAGCCACAAGCCAGGAGUCUUCAUGAGCGCUCCUUAUCGCUUUACUACGAUCCAAAGAAAGAGCUACAUCUGUUGAGGGCAGUGUCGUCGGUGUUUGUGCCGUCUGAACAGACAUUCCCCUCCCUUGUCGAUCAAGACGACACCUUUGGAUCCAAUACUGCUCCAUACUACCCCGUCUCGCCCCUAAGUCCACAACAUCUCCAUCAAAUCGAGCACUUGGGCAAGACCACUGCCGUUGAUCAUAAAGAUCUUUUGAACCUGCAGUCGCAUAACGCAAUACCUAUAAGACUAUUGCAUCGAGAGCCGAGACUUUUCGAUCACAACGCCCAAGACAAGAAAGCAAAGAGUCAACGACUAGAUUCACGAGGACCUCCAGAGAGCAUUGCACCACCGCCCAACUCGCUUCCCUUCUCACACCCAACGAAUCAAAGUAAGUCGAUCAAGCAUCACCAGGUUCUUGAUAUGCUCGCCUUGAGCUCUAACUCGCCUACACCCGGUCUCUUCAGUAUGGCGGAAGAAGCUAUGGCAUUCAUCGCGGCAAAGAUCUUCAACUUUGACGACCAUGGGAUACACGUUCCGUACCAAAAACCAACACCCGGGGCCAUUGAAGACCUCAUGCGACCGGACGACAAGGAGGAGGAGGAACAGAUCUCACACCAGAGAUCCACACCUCUCGCCCUCGAAAUACUGAGUCAACCGCACGACGGUUACGACCCGUAUGUCACACAUCUGAGGGGUUCCAAAACAUACCUGGAAUCUGAUCCUCCUCGCCAGGCUCUCAUCACUCAUCCCGACAUCACCGUCCCACCAGCUCCCGUCUCUGGCGGCCGCAGCGUCCCAGCCGGCCAGGUCACUGUCGGCCUUACUCUUCUGGUGAACGGUAAAACGUUCCCCAAGAUCGAGGGUGGCCAGGAGCGCUGGUACACCCAGCGCCCUGGACAUGGCAAUAACUACAGUCGCUAUAGCGACUUGGUUCGCCACGACAAGGCCAAGGGCCUCACUCCCCUGCCCAAGGCCAGCAAGGCCGAGCUGGCUACCGCUCGCCACCAGCAGACUUUUGGUUGA